ACGUUGUUCACCACGUUGCCACCAACCGGAAGUCAAGCAUGAGGACCUCUUCGCCCUCACUCAAGUGCAGCCUUGUUACCUCAGGGAGGCACCUGCUUUCGUUCAGUCACAAGGACAAGGACUGCAAACGGUGACAGCUGCCUCUCAGCAACACCCGCCUCCCUCCUUCCCUCCCUCACCCGAGUAUAAGCCAGGGGGGGCUUUUUCAGCAUUAAAAACAUGCUGAAAAGCCGGCUUAUACUUGAGUAAUUGUUUGUAGUUCCAUCGCUACCAUUAGAAACCUUCCUUCUAUAUCUGUCUUAACCAUGUGAGGGUGCCAGAGUUUGGGGAGAUAGAAUACCAGGCCCUUUCUUUUGGAAGUUCCCACGGAAGCCAAUUCUUCUCCCAGUCGUUUUUGUUUUCAGCCUUACAGAAUCAAGGGAUAACCUUUCAGGCCCGUGACGGUUCUUCCCAAAGGCAUCCAAGGAAGACCUUUUCUCUCCAUGGCCUCCAGUUUUCUUUGGAUUUCCCCUGGAUGGAGGAAAAAGAAGGAAAGGGGGAAGUGGGCAAAGGUGAAGGGAGUCGGCAGGAAGGAGGCUUUGUGGCUGGAGCGGUGCCUGUCUUUGCAUCUCAUCAUGGGCUCUACAGAGGGAAUGCAUGACUGCCUGAAUGGAACUUAGUUCAGCAUGGACUCAAUUUGUGAACGUGGUUGUGAAUUAGCCAGUUGGGAAGGCAGGUCCUUCUUAGUUUGGAAGAUUCAUUUGGGAAAUGUGGCCGGAGUAACCCUUUGAGAUGCCGAGGAAGCAGAGUGGGGAGUCCCUGUGGCAGGGGAGAUAAGGACACAAUCGAUAAAGAAAUCCUUGUUUCUUUCAGCAUUUAGCACAAUGCUGGUAAUUUACGGAAACCCAUGAUCCAGAAUAUGUUACACCCUUGAAUGCUGGGAGGAGUUCUGCCAGCCAGCCUGCCUUGUGUUCCUUUAACCACGUUUGGGUUGACCCAAUGAAAUGGGUGUGGCCCUCCAAUAUGGGAAAAGGGUCCAGUUCCCUCCUUCAGUGAUUCCUUCCUUCCAUCUUUCCUUUCUUCUUUCCUUUUUCACUUUGUUUACCUUGAGCCAGAGCUUCAUGUCUAACCUUUUGUGUCUUCUUUCUUGACCAGGACAUGAGAGUUCUCUGGAGCCACCCCUGCCGUGAUGGGAAACGAACCAGCUUCUAGUCGAUAUUAAGGCAUUUGGAAACCAAAGUGCAGUAAGGAAACCAGUCCUCUAGGAAAAAGGAUUCCUCUCAAGGGGCUGAUCCUGCUGAAUUCCUACAUUCACUUUGGAUUAUAGAGUAGAACCAUAGAGUCGGAAGAGACUGCAUGAGGCACCCAGUCCAGGCCUCUGCCGUGCAGGAAAAGCGCAAAGUACCCCUGACAGAUGUGCAUCUGGCCUCUGUUUAAAGGAUUCCAAAGGAGCCUCCACUACAUUUUGAGGCAGAGAGUGGAAUCUACUUUCCUGUAAUUUGAACCCACUGCUGUGAGUAAUCAGAAAGGGAAAAACAAGAAUCAAGUGUCAAUAUUGGAAUUAAAUGUACAUAGCACUGCUGACAUGGAGGAGAAAGCAUAUAAAUGUAUCGAAUGUGGAAAGAGCUUUAGUCAGCAUGGAAAGCUGAAGAGACAUCAAAGGACUCACACGGGGGAGAAACCCUAUAACUGCCUGGAGUGUGGACAGAGCUUUGCUGAUAGUACAGGACUACGUUCACAUCAAAGGACUCACACUGGGGAGAAACCCUAUAAAUGCCUGGAGUGUGGACAGAGCUUCACUCAUAGUUCAUAUCUACGUAAACAUCACAGGAUUCACAUUGGGGAAAAACCCUAUAAAUGCCUUGAGUGUGGACAGAGUUUUACUCGGAAGGGAAGCUUACAAACACAUCAAAGAACUCACACUGGUGAGAAACCCUAUAAAUGCCUGGAGUGUGGACAGAGCUUCACUCAUACUUCAGGCCUACGUUCACAUCAAAGGACUCACACUGAGGAGAAACCCUAUAAAUGCCUGGAGUGUGAACAGAGCUUCACUCAGAGUUCAGCUCUACGUAGACAUCAAAGGACUCACACUGGGGAGAAACCCUAUAAAUGCCUAGAGUGUGAACAGAGCUUCACUCGGAGUUCAGCUCUACGUAUACAUCAAUGGACUCACACUGGGGAGAAACCCUUUAAAUGCCUGGAGUGUGAACAGAGCUUCACUCGGAGUUCAGAUCUACAUUCACAUCAAAGGACUCACACUGGGGAGAAACCCUUUAAAUGCCUGGAGUGUGGACAGAGCUUCUCUCAGAGUUCAGGCCUACGUUCACAUCAAAGGACUCACACUGGGGAGAAACCCUAUAAAUGCCUAGAGUGUGAACAGAGCUUCACUCAUAGUUCAGGCCUACGUAGACAUCAAAGGACUCACACUGGGGAGAAACCCUUUAAAUGCCUGGAGUGUGAACAGAGCUUCACUCGGAGUUCAGAUCUACAUUCACAUCAAAGGACUCACACUGGGGAGAAACCCUUUAAAUGCCUGGAGUGUGAACAGAGCUUCACUCGGAGUUCAGGCCUACGUUCACAUCAAAGGACUCACACUGGGGAGAAACCCUAUAAAUGCCUGGAGUGUGAACAGAGCUUCACUGAUUGUUCAGGCUUACGUAGACAUCAAAGGAUUCACACUGGGGAGAAACCCUAUACAUGCCUGGAGUGUGGACAGAGCUUCACUCUUAGUUCAGGCCUACGUUCACAUCAAAGGAUUCACACUGGGGAGAAACCCUAUAACUGCCUGGAGUGUGGACAGAGCUUUACUCAGAAGGGAAACUUACAUUCACAUCAAAGGACUCACACUGGGGAGAAACAAUAUAAAUGCUUGGAGUGUGGACAGAGCUUCACUCAUAGUUCAGCUCUACGUAGACAUCAAAGGACUCACACUGGGGAGAAGCCCUAUAAAUGCCUGGAGUGUGGACAGAGCUUCUCUCAGAGUUCAGGCCUACGUUCACAUCAAAGGACUCACACUGGGGAGAAACCCUAUACAUGCCUUGAGUGUGGACAGAGCUUCACUCAUAGUUCAAAUCUACACUCACAUCGAAGGACUCACACUGGGGAGAAACCAUAGAAAUGCAUGGAGUGUGGACAGAGCUUAUCACGGAAUAAGGUAAUACAGUAGAGUCUCACUAAUCCAAGAUAAACGGGCCGGCAGAAGCUUGGAUAAGCGAAUAUCUUGGAUAAUAAGGAGGGAUUAAGGAAAAGCCCAUUAAACAUCAAAUUAGGUUAGGAUUUUACAAAUUAAGCACCAAAACAUUAUGUUAUACAACAAGUUUGACAGGAAAAGUAGUUCAGUACAUAGUAAUGUUAUGUUGUAAUUACUGUAUUUACGAAUUUAGCACCAAAAUAUCACGAUAUAUUGAAAACAUUGACAACAAAAGUGGCUUGGAUUAUCCAGAGGCUUGGAUAAGCGAGGCUUGGAUAAGUGAGACUCUACUGUACAUCAUAGAAUCAUAAGAAUUUGCUCAGAGUGGAACUUUACAUUCCCAUCAAAGGAUUCACACUGGGGAGAAACCGUAGAAAUGCAUGGAGUGUGGACAGAGCUUUUCUUGGAAUAAGGUUAUACAUGGACAUCAUAGAAUUCAACCUGGAGAGAAUGGUGUUAAUUGACACAAGAGUGUCAUUCUAACAUGUACAAAAGCAACUCUUGCACAUUUUGGAAAUUCAAGCUCAAAGUUGGAACAUUUCAUCACAUGUGGUGUAUUGUAGGAAGAUUGAACUAAAAUAUGUUCCAUUCUGGAAGUAAACAAGGUUACGUGAAACUAGAGUUUUAUAUGCUGAGAAUGUUGGAUGAUCAAUUAGAAUGAAAGCAUGGGUAGUUACUGCGAGAUACUAAAGUGAGAAUUGACAGGGAUGGAAGGAAUGUUUUAUUCCAAAGCAAAAACAAUGGCUUAUGAAGACCUGCAAAUUAGCCACAACGAACAAACUGACAAUAACAUGGGCAAAUGUCAGUUGUAAUAGGUAUUAAUUGGAAGUGUGUUAUCACAAAUAGAAGUGUUGUUAUAUUAUAUUAUCGAAAGGGAGUAGAAUAAUGAGAGAUAAAAAUUAACAGAUAGAAUGAGGCUUUUAGGUACGUAUCCCUGUCUGUCUGUUAGUUCAGUUGUGUGUCUAUGUAGGUCACUGUUUUGCUAGUGUGUUAGUUUCUGAUUUAGUUUUGUAUCUCAUGUAGUAGUUAGUUUCAUGUUCAGUUGAAGCAUUAUAAAUUAUUUCUGCCUUCCUUGUAUUGUUACUUUUAAUUUUUUAUUUUUUAUUUUCAAAAAAUAGGGUGAUUUAUAAGGGUCAAAAUGGCUGAAACUGGAGGGGUGGGUCGAAAUGACUGACUUAUCGAUUUUCUGUAUUUGAAAACAAAUUGUAAUGCUUAGAACCGCUAUUAUGAAUUGUGAUGCAUGUUAACUAUAUAACUAUAUACAAUUGAUUAUAGACUUAUAAUUGACACUGAAUCAGACAUGGAUACAAUAAAUUAGUCUUGAUGUAUCAAGGGUGUGUGUGUGUGUGUGUGUGUGUGUGUAAGGAACUGGAGUGUUUGUGUGGGUGCUUGUGAAGAACAGAAGAAACAGGCCUCAAAAGAAAAUGGAGUCCACGCAAAGUCUGACAUGGGAUGGACUUGGCGGGUGAAGCAAGGAAUCAGCAAGGCGUCUCUCACCUGGCAAGACGGAACGAGGGUCCAGGAAGGCCUAUCCGAAUAACCACGGGCAAUGAAGUGUGCAGCUGGCACCCCAUACGUCAUGCAGCCUGAGACUGAGCAUGUUUUGAAACCAGGCCGUAAGAACAGAAGGAACCGAAAGAAGGACGAAACUUUAGGCCAGGGGUCCUCAAACUUUUGAAGUGGGGGGCCCGUUCACGGUCCUUCAGACUAUUGGAGGGGGGGGGGGCUGGACUAUGAUGAAAUAGUCCAAAAUUAGGAUUGUUGUUGUUGUGUGCCUUCAAGUCAUUUCAGACUUAGGACAACCCCAAGUCUAAAGUUCAGGACAGGGACCAGGUCAAUGACCUUGGGGGCCGCAUCUGGCCCACGGGCCUUCGUUUGGGGACCCCUGCUUUAGACUAUCAAAUGCAGGGGCCUCAAAGAUCCAGCACGCUUUCCGGAACCACCGAGACCACGUCUGUCGGGAGAACGUGAUCGCCUCUUCCGAGCAGGGCCUGUGCGUGAGAAUAUGGAUGUAUGGAUCUGCGUGUGGGUGAGAGCUCUCUCGGGAUGUGAUUUUGAUAGGAUUGUGAUGUGAUUAUCAAUAAAUGUUACAAUGAAAGUGUUAAAACCAAA
Anolis carolinensis (green anole) is the source of this 5281-nucleotide messenger RNA. RefSeq names its product zinc finger protein 658B-like. The transcript has a single exon. Gene Ontology annotation, molecular function: RNA polymerase II cis-regulatory region sequence-specific DNA binding; DNA-binding transcription factor activity, RNA polymerase II-specific. NCBI's taxonomy places the organism in Eukaryota, Metazoa, Chordata, Lepidosauria, Squamata, Anolidae. Gene Ontology annotation, cellular component: nucleus. The record is from RefSeq and is a predicted model, not a curated record. The coding region runs from base 1565 to 3094 and encodes 509 amino acids. Gene Ontology annotation, biological process: regulation of transcription by RNA polymerase II.